Malania oleifera is the source of this 1129-nucleotide messenger RNA. Its product is annotated as NAC domain-containing protein 2. Bases 131 to 979 code for a protein of 282 amino acids. NCBI's taxonomy places the organism in Eukaryota, Viridiplantae, Streptophyta, Magnoliopsida, Santalales, Ximeniaceae. Gene Ontology annotation, biological process: regulation of DNA-templated transcription. The transcript has 3 exons. The record is from RefSeq and is a predicted model, not a curated record. Gene Ontology annotation, molecular function: DNA binding.
CCUUUCCAACAUUUCAAACACCCUCCCUUCGCUUGAUCUCUUCCUUUCUUCCUUUCUCCCUUUCCCCUUCCCAGGAAUUAGCUUUUUCCUUGAUUUGUUUUUCUUCUGGGAAUUCCUUGGGAAUCACACAAUGGAAGGGAAAAGGAGCUCUGAACUCCCCCCCGGAUUUAGAUUCCACCCCACUGAUGAGGAAUUGAUCAUGUACUAUCUCCGCAACCAAGCAACGUCCAGGCCGUGCCCUGUUUCCAUUAUCCCUGAAGUGGAUAUCUACAAGUUUGAUCCAUGGGAAUUGCCUGAGAAGGCAGAGUUUGGAGAAAAUGAAUGGUACUUCUUCACUCCCCGUGAUCGGAAGUACCCGAACGGGGCGCGACCCAAUCGGGCUACCGUUUCGGGAUACUGGAAGGCUACGGGGACUGAUAAGGCUAUCCAUAGCGGGUCUAAGUAUGUUGGGGUUAAGAAAGCUCUUGUUUUUUACAAGGGGAGGCCGCCGAAGGGGGUUAAGACCGAUUGGAUCAUGCACGAGUAUCGACUAAGUGACUCGAGGGCUCGACCCAACAAGCAAAAUGGGUCUAUGAGGCUGGAUGACUGGGUCCUUUGUAGGAUCUACAAGAAGAAGCACACAGGGAAAACCAUGGAGCACAAGGAGGAAGAUUCAAAUGCCCAAAUGGCUAUGGUGAAUGCCCAUGACAUCAGUGAGCAGCAAGUGUUGAAAUUUCCAAGGACUUGUUCACUUGCUCAUCUGUUGGAAAUGGAGAACUUGGCACCCAUUUCUCAGUUCUUAACUGAUAACUCGUAUAAUAUCUCAACCUAUGAUUACCAAAACAUGAUGGGCAAUGGUGAGAUUGAGCACAGAGAGGUUGAGAAACUGCAGUUUUGUGAAAUCCCAAACCAAUACACAGAUGCAACAAAGUUCCAAGUGAAUCAGACUAGUUUCCUAAACCAGGCAAUAUUUGUGAACCCAGUGUACCAAUUUCAGUGAUCUGGUUUUGCCCUACAAGAAGCUGGGAACAGGACUGGUUAAACAUGAUUAUUGUGGACAUUAUUGGCACCAAGUUGUAUAAAAUUGUUACCUAGGAAACAUAUAUUGCAGAAAACUUGUGAAAUAAUAUGGACGAUCUCUCUUUUUACA